This is a messenger RNA of Manis pentadactyla (Chinese pangolin), 6615 nucleotides long. It is a transcript of the gene SHE, whose product is annotated as Src homology 2 domain containing E. Lineage: Eukaryota; Metazoa; Chordata; Mammalia; Pholidota; Manidae. The transcript has 6 exons. The record is from RefSeq and is a predicted model, not a curated record. Gene Ontology annotation, molecular function: phosphotyrosine residue binding. Bases 1058 to 2653 code for a protein of 531 amino acids.
GCCCGGCGGCCUGGGGCCUGGAACCAACAAGCGAUACCCCGCCAGUGGCGUCCAACCGCAGCGCGGACGCCGAGCCUUCGCGCCUACUCCGUGCGCGCUCCGCCUCCGAGACCCGCCGGGCGUGGGGCGGAGCCGCCCGCCGCAGCCAAUCCCCGCCGGCCGAUGCCAGCAGUGAGCGGGGAGCUGGGUCCUGGGAACGCCGCGCGACGCUCUCAGGAGGGUAGCUGCAUGAGCGCGGGUGUGGGCGCUGCCUCUGCCUCCUCCUAGUAAGCACCCCACACACAACAAACCCAAAAUUUGUAGAGGGAGUGGAGUGCUUGCACGGGGCGCGCUCGGCUCUUUCGGAAGCGGAGGGCUUUCCCUCCUGGCUGCACGUGGCACGUUCUGGGAGAGUUUGAAGGCAUCGCCGUGCCCAGACAGCCUCCAUGCAGAUGGGGAGUUCUGUAUGCAAAAGUAGGGGGCUCCAGGCUCGCGGGCGCAGCCGGUCAGCACGUGCAGCUGCUGCUACCUUCCGUGAGCGUGCACCCCCGGGCCCGCCUCUGCAGAGGGGCUGGCCCCGGCGCCCCCGGAUCUGGGCGGGAGGUGGCGGGCUAGGAGGCGCCAGCCUCGGAGGGGAGGGGCGUGCCGAGGGGGUGGGCGGCCCGCCUCGGUCCACCGUCUGUAGCUGCGGCGGCGACACUCCCGCCGCCUCCGCGCCGUCCCUUCUGGUCCCUGGGAGCGUGGGCAGGGCUGUCCCGGGGCUUCCGUGGGCUCGGCCUCUCCCACUUCUGGAGGAAAAAGCAGGGGAAGCCCCCCAGCGCCCGCCGCCUCCGGAGAACUGCGGAGCCCCCCGGCCGUGCAGGCGCUGAAGACGAGCCCGGGCGGGGCCCCGGGGCGUCGUGCCCGUCGCCGUCCGUGUCCGGAGCGUCAGCCCGCGCCCGCCCGCUCGGCGCCCUGAGCCCCCCGCCCCGGACUCUAGGGGCCCCACCCUGCCGGGCGUGGGCGACGGCCGGCGGGGGACGCGCGGAGCAGCCGUCCCGGGGCCUCGCCGCGGCCGCCAGCGCCCCAGCCUCAGGGAAUGCAGUGGACCCCGGCCCCUGGCGCCUCUCCGUGUCUGGCCUGGGCCUCCUCGCUCGCCUGCUCCGCGGCCACGACGCUCCUGAUGGCGGCCAAGUGGUUCAAGGAGUUCCCCCUGAACCUGAAGACCGUGUCGGAGCGGGCCAAGCCCGGCGGCGGCGGCGGCGGCGGCGGCAAACUGCGCAAGAACUCGGAGGCGGGCGGCGCCGGCUCGACCCCAGGCAAGGGCCGCAAGAACUCGGCGGCCGAGCUGGGGAGCGGCAGGGCCGGCGUCGGCCACCCCAAGGACGGCCGGCUGUCCCGGGACAGCCUGCAGGGUCUGAUUCAGGCCGCCGCGGGCAAGGGGCGCAAGAACUCGCGGGCCACCGAGGAGGAGCCCCACCGGGGCGCGGCCAAGAGCUCGGGCUGCAGCACCUACAUCAACAGGCUCAUCAAGGUGGACACGCAGGAGAAGAAUGGGAAAAGCAGCUACCCGAGCAGCGACAGCAGCAGCUGCUCCUCCUCCGCGUCCUCCUCUCCUUCCUCCCUGGGCCCUGGCCUGGAGAAGGGCAGGAGCGUCAAGCAGCAAGACACGGUGAGGGUGCGGCCUCCCUCGGACCACCUACCCGCAGAGGCAAAGCCGUGGGAGGCGAGCGUAGGGACCCUGCUCGGCCUAGGGUUCUGUAUACCUGAGAAGGUCAUCAUCUUAGAAGACUAUGCUGACCCUUAUGAUGCCAAACGGACAAAAGGUCAAAGGGAUGCAGAGAGAGUAGGAGAGAAUGACGGUUACAUGGAACCUUAUGAUGCACAGCAAAUGAUAACAGAAAUCAGACGACGCGGUUCCAAAGAUCCACUGGUGAAGGCUCUUCAGCUGCUGGACAGUCCCUCUGAGCCAGGGGACAAUGGCACGAAAUCAGAGACGCUGGCCAAGAGACGGAGUUCCAAGGACCUCCUGGGGAAGCCUCCCCAGCUGUACGAUACUCCCUACGAGCCUGCAGAAGGAGGCCCCAGGGCCGAGGCCCCAGCAGGCCCAGAGCGCAAGGCACGGCCCCCGGACGGCCACGGACGGCUGCCCGAGAGCGACGAGAGGCCUGCGGCCGAGUACGAGCAGCCUUGGGAGUGGAAAAAGGAGCAGAUCGUGCGGGCGCUGUCAGUUCAGUUUGAAGGCUCUGAGCGACCGUCCAGCAGGGAGGAGAUGGUGCGGCAGCACCACCGGCAGAAGAGCUGGACCCAGAAGAUCCUGAAGCCUGCGGUCCCGGAGCCCAGCGAGGGGGAGAGAGUGGACCCCGCCCUGCCCCUGGAGAAGCAGCCGUGGUAUCACGGUGCUAUCACCCGUGCCGAGGCCGAGAGUCGGCUCCAGCCCUGCAAAGAAGCUGGUUACCUGGUCCGGCACAGCGAGUCGGGGACCAGCAGGUACUCCAUUGCACUAAAGACUAGUCAAGGAUGCGUCCACAUCAUAGUGGCUCAGACCAAAGACAGCAAGUACACGCUGAACCAGACGAGCGCAGUCUUCGACAGCAUCCCCGAAGUGGUACACUAUUAUUCCAGUGAGAAGCUGCCUUUCAAGGGGGCAGGACACAUGGCCUUGCUCUACCCAGUGCACAGCAAGCUGCACUAAGGCUCAGCCACCAAAAUCCCUGGCCAGGCCUCUCACACCUAACAGGGCAUCGGCACCCAACCAGCUCCUGCAGAGACAAGGCUGAGCUGCACCAUAACAAUUGGUAGGAAAUGGGAGUCUUCAUCUUCAUUCAGAAGUCAAAACAUCUUUGGCCUUGAGUCCAUGGCAUGACUCUUGGUUACUGCCCUGGCCCUUUUCUCCUUGGCUAUAAGUAGUUCUGCAGUAAGAAAUCAUAACUGACCAGUUGUCUCCACCCUCUGGAGUAGGGAGUUCUGGGUGAGGCGGGACCCUCAGGAAAGGUAAGUCAGGAGCCCAGGAAUACUGCUUCCAAAAUGUGCUAUUUGUUACCUGGAAUACCUGGUCUCCAAACAAACUAACAAAAAUGCACUUGACUUUUACGUAGGACAACCAAAAAAUAUUGUGCAAACCAGAAGAGCGUGAUAUCAAACUCCUUGCUGGGCAGAAGGAGGAAUAGGAGGAAGUUAGGGAAUAGUGGGCACCUCGGAGCCUGCUGUCUUUCUCUCGCAAAUGUCUUGGUCCAACUCUGGAGUCCAUGACAACUCACAGCUUUAGGGUCUGGCAAAAGGAUUAUUUUACUGGUCAGCCUACUAAGAAAGUUUGUGUUUCCACAAUCCCUGUGGACUUUAAAUCAUCAUUUUUCAGCAAAUCAGUACUAUAAGCAUAAAUAGGAAGGAAGAUACCCCUGAUUUAAGAAUCACCGGUAUAAUUAAGCAUUGGCAUCAUUACUAUAAUUCUGAAUCAUAGAAUACAAUACAAAACAGAGGUUUCUGGUUUUGCAAAAAUCUGAAAAUUGGCAGAGCUCAGCCACAGCUGUUCUCUUAUUUGAUAGUUUAUACAGAACCUUUGGUAUCUUUAGGUCUUUGUACAUUUGAGUUGUCAUGGAACCAUUUUUAAGGUUGGUCCCUGAAGUUAGAUUUGCUUUGUAUUUUUAGAGUAAAUUUAAAAGAUUUGCUUUGUAUUUUUAGAGUAAAUUAAAAAUAUAUGCAUCACUCAAGGAUGUGAUUGUAUGAACUGGGUCUCUCAUGCCAAGUUUCUCUCGUGCUGACAAAGCAGACCAGCCUGCACUGUAUAAAAAUACUUUAAAAGACUGAAGUUUUCUCUAACUACUACUGCUUUAAGAUACUAAAUUAAUAAUCAAGGUAUUGUUAUCUUUAUGAUUUAUCAUGAACUUAUAUUGCUAGUUUACUUACUGUGAAAAAAAAAACAGCAACAUGGGAAUGGCAUACUGUGAGCAGACAACUCCGGUGAGUGACUCUGUAAUUACAACUGAGCAGAUGUUCCUGUUUUCUGGGAUUUGUAAUUUGGUUCUCACAACUGGUCCAGAUGCAAAUACGCUGACUGUCAUCAGUGGAAAGCUAAUUUUUGUAGCUUCUUGGAAAUACACGAAAAAUGUUGAUUUGGUUAAUUUUUAGGAGAGCAUAUCUUUCUAGUUAUUAGUUAUCAUUUUACUAUUAUGAUUAAGAGGUUAGUAAAUAUUUCCUUCUUUAUUCAGUUAAGAUUGUAGGCAAAGGAUUGUGUGAUCUUUGAUUUUAAAAAUUGGAGAGGAACUUUUUCUCAUGAGAUCUCAAUGUAUUAAUAACGACUGUUCUGUUUUUUAAGUACUGAUUGAAUUUUUUAAGUGUGUAUUGGUUUGUGUACUGUUUCUUCAGUACAAGAUUUUUUCUUUUAGUUUUUAGUAUCCACAGUUCCUCCACUGAACAAAUAUUUAUUGUCUUCCAUAUACAAAUAAUUCAUUGUAUUAAGCUUAUUUUAGAUCAAUAUUCUAGAAAUGAAGAUUUAUUUUUUACUUAAACUUAUACUACAAAGGAAAUAAAGCAGUUAUCCUAAUUUUAAUAAAUGCUAAAAAGCUUUGUAAAAGUUUUCUUUGUGCACUGAAUGAUUUUGGGCCCAUACCCAGCAACUGUGAUUGAAUGUAUAAUGAUGUAACAUUUUGAAAGCAAACCUGAUACACUAAGUAUUUAUUGAGCUUCUGUUUUGUUCUCAGCUUUGGGCUUUCUCAUAGACUGUUUUUCUGUGACAGUCAUGGUAUUUUCUAGUUACAGUUAAAAGUGGAGAUGUGGCAUUUGUCUGUGGUCCAGUUCCUUCUCAAUCAUGCAGGAGCUUAUAAAGGAAUAAGAAGAAAUAGAGUAAUCAGUAGAAGCCUGGUUCAGCUAUUAUUUUCUGCCUAAGGUUGUGACACAAAGCUGACAAAAGCCAGGGAAUUCACAGCUGGGGGUGGCAUAAAGCACCAUAUGUUCUAAAAACAAUUAGGCCCAGCAGGGUGUCCCUGAUGGCUUCCUUGUUAAGCCUCCUGGGCCAGCUGAUCUGAAGCCCUGUGACAGGUUUCCUCUCCCAGCGCUAAAUGCCAGGCUUUUUGUCAUUUGUCUUGAUACAAGUAUUUUCCUGUAGUCUUCAUUCUUUUGAGUCAGUCCUGUCUCCCUUAAUUUCUUCUUGACUCUGGAGAGAAUAAUGUCUUUAGGAAAUUUGUACUCACUGGCGUAGAGCUUGCUGCAUCUCUGUUCUUUCGCCUUUAUUACAUGUCCUUUUUGAAAACUGCCCUGCUCCUGGUUACUGGAUGAGUUUAUUUAGUUGUUUCAUUUCAGGCCAGUAAGAACAGAGGGCAAAAAGACAUUUCUAUUUACUUUGCUACUGUAAUUAUUUCUACCAGAAGGGAUUCGACCAUUGGAGUUGUAAAUAUUUAAAUAAGGAAUAAAACAAUGAAGAAAUGUUAAUAAUGUGUCCAAAAGGUACAUAUUGAUAUGCUUACUCUCUAUUGGGGAACAGAAGUAUCCUUUUUAAGUUAUCCAAAGUACUUUCUUACACAUUUAUAAAAAGAGCUUUAUUCUUUGCUGUUUAAAGUCUUCAUACUUUGCUGAAUUGUUAUUCACUUACUGGCCUCUGCCACAGGGUGGGGAGGCAGGAGAUAAUCUACAGGGACAGCCAGAAACUUUUGAGACAGAUGAGAAAAUUGUCCUACUUUGCUAACUGUGGUAACUAUGUUAAAACUAUUGUUAAUGGUCAUUGUUAGUAAAUAUUUAUUCAGAAGCACGGAGCAUUUGAGACAUUCUUCAGUUGCUUUUUAAAUAAGGAUAGCCCAUCUGUUCUAUUAAAAUGUCCUUUUUUAAUCAAAGGUUAUGCCUAGUUUUUCCUUCCGUGGGGUAGUGAGACCAAGAGAUAAAGAUUUCAUUUCGUUCUCCACAUCCUUUUUAAUGUUUAGAAUUCCUUUGCUAACUUUCAGAUGUCUCUCAUUUGUUCGUUGUCUCUUAUUUACCAUAACCAAUACUAUUUUGGCCUUGUGACCUCUGCAGAUUCGCUCUUUAUUCUCAUCUCCAAUUUCUGCACCCCAUUAACUUGAACUUAAGCAGGGUCUGCAGUGGAUCUUAAUUUCUGACCCAGUAGAAAGAAAGAUGGUGUGUGACUGCCAUCUACUGGAAAGAUAGCAAACUGCAACGGGAAAGCAAAUGACACGUUUAGGGUAGGUUUUCUGAAGGAUUCUGGCACAGGCCAGAGCAGGGGAAAAUGAUGACACAGCAGGUGCCAUCUUGAAAUCGGUCCUUUCCUGCGUGAAGGAUGAUUUGCAGCCUAGUACAACUAUCAUCAUGAGGCUCCUGGACUAUGGCUGGAUCGCGUCAUUUAGAAUCUUAAAUUGUAUUUUAAUGAAGACACUGGCCACAGACAUUGAGACAAGGCAUCUUGUUUUGUCACGUUCUUAACCAUUCAGGUGUUUUGUCAGGGGGCUUUCACAUUUUAAAUAUCAACUAAUACAUAUUUUUAAUUUUUGAAAAUAUUUGAAGAUUGUAUGUAAUAUAGGUGCCUAUCUGUAGUGCUUUAGUAAUUUAUGUUAUAUCAGAAAGAUUUUACAUAAUUUCUGGAUGUAUCGCAGUAACCAGUAUAAGCUGCAUGCCCUCCUGAAGAUGGUUUACUCUGAAAUGUAACUUUAAAUAAACAUUAACCCAAGAAAA